Phytophthora infestans T30-4 is the source of this 1866-nucleotide messenger RNA. RefSeq names its product Crinkler (CRN) family protein. Bases 1 to 1866 code for a protein of 621 amino acids. The record is from RefSeq and is a predicted model, not a curated record. Lineage: Eukaryota; Oomycota; Peronosporomycetes; Peronosporales; Peronosporaceae. The transcript has a single exon.
AUGGUGAAGCUUUUCUGUUGUAUUGUUGGUGUGGCGGGUAGCGCGUUCUCCGUGGAAGUAGACGAAGACAAAACCGUGGAUGACUUGAAGGAAGCGAUCAAGGCGAAGAAGGCCAACGACUUUAAAGAGGCUGAUGCAGACAAGCUGCAGCUCUUCCUGGCGAAGGCGGGGGGCAACGCAUGGCUGUCGAGCCUCACUGAAGAUGUGAAGAAGCUGAAGAAGGGCGAGAAGACUGCUCUCGUCAAAUCUCUAACGCAAGAAGAAAAGGAGCUGCAGGGAGAGGAUCCGCUUUCUGAGUGUCUGGAAGGCAUGGAUCCCCCGAAAGUGAAACAGAUUCACGUGCUGGUGGCGUUGCCUCCUGGGACAAGUAGUGCGCCUAUUUCUGAUGGGACGGACUUAUGGCUGUCGAGAUUUCAACAUAGUGAAGUUGCAAAACUUACGCUACUGCCGACACGCGGAGAUCUAAAUGAAUUUAUCGGACAACCUCUCCCUGUAAAGAUUGGGUUACCGCAGUCUGUGUUUCAAGCUUGGUCGAGUCCAUCGAUACUAGGCCAACUCCUUCGAGAUAAAUUGUUCGAGCUAAACGACAUUUCGCCGUGCGAAUUUUUAAAAGAUUCGGUGUUUAGCGCUGCGUUCCUGUACCCGCAGGUGGAUGGGGAUGCCACAGAGAGUGCAUUUCAUUAUUUCUGGGAUUCAAUUAUCCGUGUGGUGCUCGGGUUUGUGUUUAGGCGUGCUUACGUCAACCGGGAUUCGAGCAGGAAAUCCUCGUCAGGUUUGAAGCGACCCGACUUUUUGUUUGCUUUGGAUCAUAUCUGUGUUUUUCGUGGUGAGGAGAAAGAACCUCGUACUUCUAUCACUGUGCCUCGUGAGGAGCUCUCUAAAAAGCUGGUGUGGUCCUACGGUGGAGUGCCGUAUGUGUUUGGCUAUGCUGCGUCGGGCUUCGAGCUAGAAUUAUUUGCUAUCUAUCAAGACGUCACGGGCAACGUUAAAACCCACCUUAUUGGAGGGUUUAACUUGCAGCAUGCGCCGGAACGUUUUCGACUUGUACUGGCACUUCUGAAUUUGUGUCUGCUUUUCCCGGCAAUUGUGCAAAACUGUCCGGCCUCGGCAGGGACCGAGUUCAUAGACAUCCAUCGCGCCAAUGGCGUCAAGGUGCGGCUGAGUCCGAUUUUCGUCGAUAAGAACUUUCACACACAAGAAGAGUAUCGUCGCGUGAAGCGGAUCUACGAUUCUUUGAAAGCUUAUAGGAUUCCUUGUGCCGAUGCAGUUGUCACGGUGGAUUCAGACCAAUUGAGGUUGACACUUAAGCCCCGCGGCGUUGAGAUGAAGCCAUGCAGCUUGAGUGAACUGUUCGUCGCGCUCGGGAACGUUCUCGAGGCCCUUGUAGUCCUCCAUCGCAACGGGUGGAUGCACAGAGACAUCCGUUGGUCUAACGUGAUCAAGCAUAUCGACCGCGUUGAAUGGUUUUUGAUCGACUUCGCUGAUGCAGCUCAAAGUCCGCAGAAAUAUCCCAGCGGCGAUCACUUGACGCACGACGAACACGCUUCAGAUAUUUUUAUGGAAGGUGGAUCCCACACGACUGCGGUUGACUUAUGGGCCGUGGGAUACCUGGUGAAGACAAGUAAGAUUGAACGGGAAUGGACUGCGGAGCCCGAAAGAGCGCUUUUCCUGGAUCGGUUGAUGAACACAGACCCGAGUGCUCGGCCGACGGCAGACGAAGCCUUACAGCUUCUGUCACGUUUUGAACGUGAAGCUGCUGAGCAGGAUCACAGGGCAAGGGUGUGCGCAAGAAGCAAAGACGUGCGUGAAUUUUUGCAUCGCUAUGGCACUACCAUUACGCGCUGGGACGAAGUACUAUGGUACUAA